Molecule: messenger RNA, 675 nt
Organism: Megalops cyprinoides (Indo-Pacific tarpon)
Lineage: Eukaryota; Metazoa; Chordata; Actinopteri; Elopiformes; Megalopidae
Product: proteoglycan 4-like
Exons: 2
Source: RefSeq, a predicted model, not a curated record
ACUGUAACUCCAGCCCCCACUACAACUGAAACUACAGCCCCCACUACAACUGUAACUGCAGCCCCCACUACAACUGUAACUCCAGCCCCCACUACAACUGAAACUACAGCCCCCACUACAACUGUAACUCCAGCCCCCACUACAACUGUAACUCCAGCCCCCACUACAACUGCAGCCUCAACUACAACUGAAAAUCCAGCCCCCACUACAACUGUAACUCCAGCCCCCACUACAACUGUAACUCCAGCCCCCACUACAACUGAAACUACAGCCCCCACUACAACUGUAACUCCAGCCCCCACUACAACUGUAACUGCAGCCCCCACUACAACUGUAACUCCAGCCCCCACUACAACUGCAGCCUCAACUACAACUGAAACUCCAGCCCCCACUACAACUGUAACUCCAGCCCCCACUACAACUGAAACUACAGCCCCCACUACAACUGUAACUGCAGCCCCCACUACAACUGUAACUCCAGCCCCCACUACAACUGUAACUCCAGCCCCCACUACAACUGCAGCCUCAACUACAACUGAAACUCCAGCCCCCACUACAACUGUAACUCCAGCCCCCACUACAACUGUAACUCCAGCCCCCACUACAACUGACUGCAGCCCCCACUACAACUGUAACUGCAGCCUCGACUACAACUGCAGCCCCCACUACAACUGA